Petromyzon marinus (sea lamprey) is the source of this 1971-nucleotide messenger RNA. NCBI's taxonomy places the organism in Eukaryota, Metazoa, Chordata, Hyperoartia, Petromyzontiformes, Petromyzontidae. The record is from RefSeq and is a predicted model, not a curated record.
UCCGUCACCGGGCGGCGACGUCAACCAGCUGGGCGGCGCCUUCGUUAACGGCCGCCCGCUCCCCGCCGCGCUGCGCCUUCGGAUCGUCGAGAUGUCCCGCCGGGGCGCCCGACCCUGCGACGUCUCGCGGGCCCUGCGCGUCUCGCACGGCUGCGUCUCCAAGAUCCUGGCGCGCUACCGCGAGACGGGCUCCGUGCUGCCGGGCGCCAUCGGGGGUAGUAAGCCGCGCGUCGCCACGCACGCCGUGGUGCGCCACGUUCGCGAGUGCAAGCGGCGCGAGCCGGCAGCCUUCGCCUGGGAGAUCCGCGACCGCCUCGUAGCUGACGGCGUCUGUGACAGGCUGAGCGUGCCGUCGGUGAGCUCCAUCAGCCGGAUCCUGCGGAACAGGACGGAGGGCGGCGGAGGAUCGGCACCGCCUCCGCCUCCACUCGGGGUCAAAGCCGAGACUCCAGCUGACCUCCCCGCGCACUUCACGUGGCCCUGCCCUCCACCGCCACCCAGGCUGCCCCUCUCUACCCCGGAGCCGGGUGGGCCCCUCGGACUCAAGCCGCCCGCCCCUUCGGCCCUGGGCAGCCCCCUGGUGUGGCAUGCACCGCACGGGGUCCGGGAGAGCCUGCACUUCGGCGCCGGUGUCUCCGUGUGCGAGUCGGUGCCCUACCCUGGCAAGGUGGAGGACUGGGGCUGUGUGACUCGGCACCCAUUCCCGAGCAUCGGCGCUCUCCUCGAUAAACCCUCCGCGGGCCUCGACAUCAAGUUCCCACAGAUGGGGGCAGCAGCUCUGAGCUCCUUCCCGCUGGGCUACGUGGGGCAGCACGAGAAUUCGCUGGCCACGUUCAUCGGCUGGGCCGACGUGAUUGGAGACUCGCAGCCGGCCGCCGGGGGCACAAGACCGCAGCCGUCUCUCGACGCAGAAAUCAAGAGGCUCAGUUCACAUCAUCACGCCAGCCACAUCUACCCGGAGCCUUCGGCGUAGUCCAUCUCUUCUCUGUAGAGAGGGGGUCGAAGGUGGUUUCUGUGUUCUUCGGUAAUGGACACUCCCACCAACAACUCCCCCCCCCACCUCCCCUCAAUCCCGGCAUCAAAGUUGAACCUUCCGCAGCGAAGCUGGUAUUGCUGCCCCAGGGUGCAGCGCGGAGGGGUUGCAUCUACAAGGUACAAAAAAACUCGGGACGUGUCGCGGGAUUCAUAGGAUGGGAAUAUCUCACAGGAGCAGAAGAGGGUGCCAUAAAAGGCGUCGUCCUGAGUGGCAUAGUCUGAGAGGUCCACAAUUUCCUGCUGAAAUGAAGCACUCGGUGGACGAUUAUUAUAAUUAAUAUGUUAAUUACACAACCGACAAUUUCCCCGGAAGAGGCUCAUAGAUCUGCCAGAGCAGCAGCUGCCUCGCUCGACAAGAGGACGAUCCCGGGGACCAAUCAGGGACAGGUGGCAACCCGAUAGAGCACUCGCCCACUCACGUGCUCGCUCAUUCACCCACCCAAUUACCCACUCACUUCCCUUAUCCACUCACCCACCCAUGCAGGUGCCAGUGAGAUGUUGACUCUGGAGAGGGGGGCGGUGACAUGACAGGGCGACCCAAUCGAUGUGGCACGGCCGAAAUCUUGUACGUACAAAGACAACAAAACAACCCUCCGUAUAGACGUGAACCAGGCUGUUGGGGCAAGUGCUGUUAGCGAGCACCUAUUAAGGCCAGCACGGCGCACGAAGAGCUGGGUGGCCAACAACCACGCCCGGUCGCCUUCGUCUCCCCGGUUGCUGAUUUGUAUGGCUGAGUCGACCUAGGGGAGGCCCAGGACUGGUUCAAAUAUUCGCCACUGUUGUUGGUUGUUCCCCGGGUUUGCAGCACAGUUUCCCGUAAUCGUGGGCAGCAGUGGUGGUGAGCAAGUCAGUUUAACACUCAGUGAGGCUUUCACGACCAAUAUAUCCAAAAUAAAAGGGGGGGGGGGGUUGGGGUAGAUCACGUGAAUAUAAUUG